This is a messenger RNA of Pseudogymnoascus destructans, 861 nucleotides long. RefSeq lists its product as uncharacterized. The coding region runs from base 574 to 861 and encodes 95 amino acids. The record is from RefSeq and is a predicted model, not a curated record. Lineage: Eukaryota; Fungi; Ascomycota; Leotiomycetes; Thelebolales; Thelebolaceae. The transcript is spliced from 3 exons.
GUCGUAUGUGAUAAUUAUUUGCUUAUAAAAAAAUACGUAUCUCUAUAAACCCUGCUGAGCGACGUUUUAUAUAGCCUGCUUCCCAUGCGGAUAUCUGUUACUUGAUCGAGAACCAAGCAGACUUCGGGAGACUCGACCACGGAGAGGACCAGCGACGACGCCCAAAGAUAAGCUUGUGAGUCUAAGCUCCAGGUUAAAAUAUAUGCCGCCACAGAGCCCGGAGGUGGGCUCAUUGCUCAUACGUCGUCACCUGCGGCUGCUUAGCUUAGAUUCUAAAAAAGCUCUUCUACGACAGUUUAGAUCCUAGAAGAGCUCUUUUUGAAGGUCGGCAGACUAGCCCGACAAGCAAGCGCAAACUUCCUGCUUCUUUCACGCUACUUCUUUCCCGGCGCUUUGCUGUUGCCAUUGGUGUCAGUCUAGUACAAGUGGCACUCACUGCAUCGUUCGACACCAUUAUUCCCCUCUUCGUCCGCGAUACUUUCGGAUGGGAUUCAAUCGGUGCAGGCCUGAUUUUUCUCCCAAUUGCGAUACCCGCUGCGGUAAGCCCUGUGGCGGGAUAGAUGUCAGACCGAUAUGGCCCGCGUUGGGCUAUGUGUCAAUAUAAUCUUGCCCCCUGCGAUGGCCGAGAUCGCCUACGUUAUCGAAGCGAAGGAAAUGAAGGAGCCAGGAGGUCUCGUUGGUUCGCUUUGGGCCGGCAUGAUCAUUGACCGGUCGGGAUGGGGUACUGUGACAUGGACACUAGGAUUACUGAGUGCAGUAACUGCGAUUCCAGCAGUCGCUUGGAUGGGUGGCAGGCUUCGGAUGGAGGAGAUGAGAAAAUGGGAAGAUGCAGAAAUUCCAGCGGACACAGCUAGUUGUUAG